AUGUUACGUGGAGUAGGUGAGUCUGAGCGAUAUACUGAGUGCGAGGUCACUGAGGCGUUGGAGGCUGUUGUGGCCAUGGACAGAGAUCUCAAGAAGGAUUUGAGGAUAGUGAGAGAUAAGAUUAAGGAAGGAAUUAAAAGAAUUAUUGAGGAUUUGGAAGUUGAUAGUUUGGAUGAGAAAGUGAAGAGUGAUUUGCAGAGUUUGAAGGAGAGAAUUAGUGAUCUAUCACAGCAGGUGACUGGUGAUGGCACAAAUCAAGAUCUUGUUAACGAUGCAUUCGCAGCGCUUAAGUCUGCCAGGCAAAAGUUCGGAGCAGACACGCAGAGAAUUACGGAUGAGACUAAUAAGCUUGAACAGAAUUUUAAGGACCAUAUCCAGAGUGAACUUGAAAAUAAAGUCACUGAAGUUGACUCGGCGAUUGGGAACCUCGGCGGUAAUUUUAAGGUGAGAGAUCCAAAGAAAUUUAAAACGAUUUUCGAGCAUAUUAAAACUAAGGUUGGGGAGAUUAAGGGGGAGCCGGGGAAACAAUCUGGAGGUAGAUGGCAUAAUAGCACAGGUCUCUCUGCUGUCGUGGAUAAAGUAAAGCAUCUGGCUGGGCUAUUCAGGGGACAGUCACAGUUUGAGCAUAAAGUGCAGGGAUGGGUUGAGAAUAAUAUUUUGAAGCGCGAUCCUAUUAAGAGCUUUAUUGAGAAAUAUGUUAGUGAGAACCAUGGGAAGUUUCAUGGGAACUAUGGAAUGAAAAAGAAUAACGAUGCAGUCUACACGGACCUCAACAACCAAAUCACGAUCGUUUUUAAGCAACAACUUACAAGCGAAGCUACUGCGGCCGGUGUAGUGGUUGAGCAGAGAAUGAGAGAUGCCGACAAUACACCAACGGUUAGAGGUUACGUCGAAGCCCUCAAAGAAGGUUGCGACAAUUUUGUCAAGGGAUUUGGAGAGAAACUGAAGGUAAAGUACAUUGAUCAGUUUGAAAAUGAAUGUGAAAAACUUGUAACAGCGAUAGUCAAGGGGAUUAAUGACGCGGUUAAGGAUAAGAGCCAUGGUUCCCAAAGUCCUGACACAGACUAUCUCAAGCCCGCUGUCCAAGGCGCCCUUAUCCAUCUUCUUGUUAUGGCAAGACAUACUGCCGUAGAACUCGGAUCAUUCGCUCUAGGCGACGAAAGGCACAGGAGACCUCCAAUCCGAAACAUCGCAGACAAUGUGGAUAGUGCUCUUUAUGUAGCUAAGGAUCUCGACAGACAACUCACCCAGGCGACUAAAACUCCUAAACCCGGCACCGUACCCCCCGGCCAAUCUGAAAGCCCGGCACAAGCCGUGGACAGAACGUUGGAGGCGGUGAGGGAUUUCGUUGAGAAAGAGCUUGGCGGCAAAUUUACUGAAGUCAAAAAGCCACUUUCCGAUGAGGUAGAAAAGCUUGGACCGGCCGUCACCCAGUUCAACUCUGCCGCCGAACUGCAGAUCAAGGAUGCGGCCAAGACGGCGAUUGAGAAGGCGGCUAAUCAAAUCGAGAUGGAAAGUGGUAGUAAAAAUCAGGUAAGCGUUGAGCAGAAUAUGAACACGUUUCACGGCGCACACCAAAAUAUUGUAAAUAAUCUCCAAGAGGACCUUAAUAAGGAAGUGAACAAGUACAUUGGGGAGGAUGACCCGCCGACAGGCGGUCAAGGUGUGACAGCCGAGAAAGUCAUCAUCACUGCUGCAAAUUUUGGCAAUUAUGAUAAACACGUUAAACAAGGUAAGAUUAAUGCCCUUACACCCGGCGGUACUCUACAAGGCACUGCAGAGGCAGAUGAAGGCCAUCUUCAAGUGGCGAUCGGGAAGAUCAAGACUCUGGGUCUGGCAGCGCUUGAAAAUACUAUUGGUGACCAAGCCGGCAAGAUUACUGAUACAACCUUCACCGGUCCGUUCGAGACAAUUAAUAAUGAGCUUGAAGCGAUCAGGAAAUUGUUUGAGAAGGGGUGCCGAAGUCUCCCUGAAGGCGUCUAA
Molecule: messenger RNA, 1983 nt
Organism: Babesia ovata
Lineage: Eukaryota; Apicomplexa; Aconoidasida; Piroplasmida; Babesiidae
Product: Extracellular matrix-binding ebh, putative
Exons: 1
Coding region: 1-1983 (660 amino acids)
Source: RefSeq, a predicted model, not a curated record